This is a messenger RNA of Xenopus laevis (African clawed frog), 832 nucleotides long. Its product is annotated as serine/threonine-protein kinase N2. The transcript has 2 exons. The record is from RefSeq and is a predicted model, not a curated record. Bases 6 to 344 code for a protein of 112 amino acids. Lineage: Eukaryota; Metazoa; Chordata; Amphibia; Anura; Pipidae.
UCAAGAUGGGCGCCAAAGUGUGUGGCAUCUCAUGUCGGCACCGGCAUACUGAGACUGUUGACAUCAGUCAGUCUUUUGAAUUUUUGGGGCCCUCGGUAAGUAUGGGUAAGUAUUUUUUAGAUAUGAAGAAGGAGCUGCUAAUUAACAUACAGAAAGAAAUGCGGAUAGCAGCAGGGGCGGAAAAGAUGUUCAGUGUCACCAAGGACAGGAAGACUAGAGCCCGGGUAAAGGAGCUGAGGAGCAGCAGCGAGAAAAAGGUGAAAGACCUUUACACCUCUCUCCACAAGCUGAAUGAGGAGAUUGCGCAGUGGAGGGAAGAAGAGAAUGCUCCGGGUAAGAUAUAACAGUCUCUGACCUCUUUCCUAUUGCCAUUAUGUGGGAACCUGUGUGUCAUCAUAACAUCACAUCCUUAUAUCUCUCAUAUGUUCUCUUUUUUCAGAAGCAGUACAGGAGACAACAGAGAAUACUGGAGAGAUUGGUGUAGAAUGCCCAACAGAGGUCACUGAGCCUGAGGUUCAAGUUAUUUCAGAACCCGCCAAUGAUUCCUCCCAAGUGAGUACAUUACACUGAUGUAAUUCAUUUCUUGCACUGAACACAAUCAUUGCCCUUUUCAUCACCACAUUCAUUAAUUGCAUAUUUGUCCCUUAUUUGAUGCAGCAUCAACAGGAUGAUUCUGCUGAAGAACCUGUGCCAGAGGUAGAACAGCCACAGGUGCCAUCAGACAGGUAAGGAUUUUUUGGAGUUUCUCAGAGGCCAAAUUAAAUUCCUGCCCCAUACUUUCAUCAAAUACGAGAAAUAACAUUUUAAUAAAUAAUUUUAAUACAUUUUUAUA